Molecule: messenger RNA, 696 nt
Organism: Eimeria acervulina
Lineage: Eukaryota; Apicomplexa; Conoidasida; Eucoccidiorida; Eimeriidae
Exons: 3
Coding region: 1-696 (231 amino acids)
Source: RefSeq, a predicted model, not a curated record
AUGCCGCGGGCUGGGGUGGGGAGGAAGGGCGCUGUCGUGAUCUGCAACGCGCCUUUCCGCAACACUACAACGCGUCCCCACAGGUGUUCUUCUCGCUGCCUAGCUCCCUGCUACGUAUUCGAUGGGAGAGGAAUGGCUUCACCUGGAACUGAAUCCCCUGCUGGCGCUGCAUCAGCAGCAACAGGAGCUGCUUCUUCUGGUGCUCCUUUACUGAAAGAUGGUUCCCGUCGGCCCCUGACGUAUGCGGAGUUGUGCAAGGAUUCGCUGAGAGCUGUCUCCAUGGAAAACGGCCUGCAGUACAGCGCCAUAUACUGGGAGACUGGACACCGAACUUGGUUACCUUUUUGGGCUUCCUUUACGCAGAAGUUCACUUGGAAACUCAUUGAUGAUCAGUUACGCCGUUUCUUGGGUUUCACCUCUUCUGUAACAACUGAGCCAUUUGUCUUUUACUCCUCUCCGCGCACGUACAUGCGGCAGUACGUAGGAGACCCGGACGUACACCUGACGUCUCCUUUGAGUGUGAAGUGGCGUUUUGCUUUUUGUCCCACGGGCACUGAGACAUUUGAAGCCUACGAUCAGCAGGUGCAAGAAGCGCUGCUCGCGAAGGGAGCAGCAACGGGCACCCAGCGGCAAGAAAACAAACAAAAAGCCGUUCAGGCCAUCUUGAAAUGCGCACAAGAGGCAGACAAACGAUAA